AACACCCACCUCGGGCUGACUGAGGGGACCCAGGUCCGGUUCAGUCACUGCGUUCCCUAGGCUUCCCGGGUCUCACAGCGGCGGGGGCGUGGCCACAGCCUGAGAGGCGGGUUUCCUGUCCAGUCGUAAAUAACUUCUGACGUGUGCCGGAAGUUUCCUCAGUGACAAUCAGGAAGUCGGCGUGCCGAGAGGCUCGUCCAGGCCGCUGAGGCGGGUUAAGGUCUGAGGGUCGUGUGGAGCCAGGGCGCUGGUCACCAGGUGUUUGGCGUGGUCGGCUCUUAGUUCUCACCUGGCAAUGGCGACGUACACCUGCAUAACUUGCCGGGUGGCGUUCCGCGACGCGGACAUGCAGCGGGCCCACUAUAAGACGGACUGGCACCGCUACAACCUGCGGCGUAAGGUGGCCAGCAUGGCCCCAGUGACCGCCGAGGGCUUCCAGGAGCGAGUGCGGGCGCAGCGGGCCGUAGCGGAGGAGGAGAGCAAGGGCUCGGCCACCUACUGUACUGUUUGCAGUAAGAAGUUUGCAUCUUUCAACGCCUACGACAACCACCUCAAGUCCCGGCGGCACGUUGAGCUGGAGAAGAAGGCCGUGCAGGCCGUGAAUCGGAAAGUGGAGAUGAUGAAUGAAAAGAACAUGGAGAAAGGACUGGGCUUGGACAGUGUGAACAAGGAUGCCAUGAACGCCGCCAUCCAGCAGGCCAUCAAGGCCCAGCCGUCCUUGUCUCCCAAGAAGGCGCCCCCAGCGCCUGCAGAGGAGGCCAGGAGUGCCGUAGCCGUGGGGACUGGUGGCCGUGGGACCCACGACCGAGACCCGAGCGAGAAACCACCCCGGCUCCAGUGGUUUGAACAGCAGGCGAAGAAGUUGGCAAAGCAGCAGGAGGAGGGCAGUGAGGAGGAAGAGGACCUGGAUGGAGACGAUUGGGAAGAUAUUGAUUCUGACGAAGAAUUGGAAUGUGAGGAUACUGAAGCAAUGGAGGAUGGGGUGGAGCAGGAUGCAGAGGAGGAAGUGGCUGAGGAAGGCCCACCCCUUGGUGCCAUCCCUAUUAGGGACUGCUUAUUUUGUUCCCAUCAUUCCAGCUCGCUCAUGAAGAAUGUGGCUCAUAUGACCAAAGUCCACAGUUUCUUUAUUCCUGAUAUAGAAUAUCUUUCAGAUAUUAAGGGACUGAUUAAAUACUUGGGAGAGAAAGUUGGUGUUGGAAAGAUUUGCUUGUGGUGCAAUGAGAAAGGGAAGUCCUUCUACUCCACAGAAGCUGUACAGGCGCAUAUGAAUGACAAAAGCCACUGUAAGCUCUUCACAGAUGGCGAUGCUGCUUUGGAAUUUGCAGACUUCUAUGAUUUUAGGAGUAGCUACCCAGAUCACAAGGAAGGGAAGGACCCCAGUGAGGCUGAAGAGUUGCCCUCAGAAAAGAACUUGGAAUAUGAUGAUGAAACCAUGGAAUUGAUUCUGCCUUCUGGUGCCAGAGUGGGUCAUCGCUCCUUGAUGAGAUACUACAAACAGCGAUUUGGCUUGUCCAGAGCUGUGGCAGUUGCCAAAAAUCGGAAGGCCGUGGGCCGAGUACUUCAGCAGUACAGAGCCCUGGGAUGGACUGGCAGCACAGGAGCGGCUCUUAUGCGAGAGCGAGACAUGCAGUAUGUCCAAAGGAUGAAAUCAAAAUGGAUGCUGAAGACAGGAAUGAAGAACAAUGCCACCAAGCAGAUGCACUUUCGGGUCCAAGUGAGGUUCUGAGAGUCUGCUGGGAUUGAGCGAUCAUCUCCUGCCCAAGUUUCCUCCUUGCCCUGAGGACCAGUGAAAGCCAGAUCAUAGGAGAGACCCUUUUGCUGCUACUUCAUUGGUUCUGACCUAAUAAUAAAAGUUAGAAUCAUA
Mandrillus leucophaeus (drill) is the source of this 1864-nucleotide messenger RNA. It is a transcript of the gene ZNF622, whose product is annotated as zinc finger protein 622. Gene Ontology annotation, molecular function: zinc ion binding; nucleic acid binding. Gene Ontology annotation, cellular component: preribosome, large subunit precursor. Lineage: Eukaryota; Metazoa; Chordata; Mammalia; Primates; Cercopithecidae. The record is from RefSeq and is a predicted model, not a curated record. The transcript is spliced from 6 exons. The coding region runs from base 296 to 1726 and encodes 476 amino acids. Gene Ontology annotation, biological process: ribosomal large subunit biogenesis.